Messenger RNA from Diatraea saccharalis (sugarcane borer), 1326 nucleotides. The record is from the annotation of a GenBank genome assembly. NCBI's taxonomy places the organism in Eukaryota, Metazoa, Arthropoda, Insecta, Lepidoptera, Crambidae.
AUGGCGGCUGUAAGCGGACCCGCGCGGCACUCUCGCGUCUCCAUGAGUGUGUCCAUGUCACUGAUGCAGGGCGGUACGCAGAGCGCGCCGCAGGGCGCCAUCCUGGCGGCGGCGGCGCCCUACUAUCAGACGCCGGCCAUCCCCACGGAUGUCCAACCUGACCGCCCCAUAGGAUACGGUGCAUUCGGCGUCGUAUGGGCGGUAACAGAUCCUCGCGAUGGCCGGCGCGUCGCCCUGAAGAAGCUGCCAAACGUUUUCCAGUCCCUCGUCUCAUCCAAACGCGUCUUCCGGGAGCUCAAGAUGCUUUGCUUCUUCAAACACGAAAACGUAUUAUCUGCGUUGGAUAUAUUGCAGCCGCCUAGCCUCGACUUUUUCCAGGAAAUAUAUGUCAUCACAGAACUCCUGCAGAGCGAUUUGCACAAGAUCAUCGUGUCACCUCAACACUUAUCCGCCGAUCACAUCAAAGUCUUCCUGUACCAGAUAUUAAGAGGUCUAAAGUAUCUCCACUCUGCGCGCAUUUUACAUCGAGACAUCAAACCCGGCAAUUUGCUCGUCAACAGUAAUUGCGUCCUUAAGAUAUGCGACUUCGGGCUCGCACGAGUGGAGGAGCCAGACGCCAGCAAGAACAUGACACAGGAAGUUGUGACGCAGUAUUAUAGGGCGCCAGAGAUCUUAAUGGGCGCCAAUCAUUACACAGCAGCUGUGGACGUGUGGUCUGUGGGCUGCAUUUUCGGCGAGUUGCUCGGUCGACGCAUCUUAUUUCAAGCGCAGAGCCCUGUGCAACAGCUGGAGCUAAUAACAGAGUUACUGGGCACUCCGUCGCUGGAGGACAUGCGGUACGCGUGCGCGGGCGCGCGGGCGCACAUGUUGAGGCGCGCGCCGCGGCCCCCCGCGCUUGCGGCCCUCUACACACUCUCAGUACAAGCGACCCACGAGGCUGUACACCUUCUAGCACAGAUGCUAGUGUUCGAUCCAGCGAAGCGUAUCUCAGUGGUGGAUGCUCUCGCUCACCCUUACUUGGAGGAGGGUAGACUGCGUUACCACUCGUGCAUGUGCAAGUGUUGCUACAGCGCUCCGCCCGCCGCCAGACAUUACUCGCCGGAUCUGGAGCCGCAAGCGCCCCACUCCUUCCACGACGGCUGGGAGAGGAAACUCACCUCCGUGCACCAAGUUAAAGAGGAAAUACAUAAGUUCAUAGCGGAGCAGCUGCAGACCUCGCGGGUGCCGCUCUGCAUCAACCCUCAGUCGGCCGCGUUCAAGAGCUUCGCAAGCUCCACCGUGGCGCAUCCCUCCGAGCUGCCGCCAUCGCCGCACCAGUGGGAAUGA